AUGCAAUGGAAGCAUAUGAACAGUCCACCAUCAAAGAAAUGUCGAACAGUGCCAUCAGUUGGCAAUGGAAAGUCAACAGUAUUCUGGGACACACAGAGCAUAAUCCUCAUUGACUGGCUGGAAUUUAAGGCCAUGAUUAACAGUGCAGCAUAUGUGGCACCUCUUAAGCGCUUACAUCGCGCCAUUCAAACUAUGUGGAAUCAAUUUACCUCUUUUGCUGCAUGCAUCAAGGGCAUCCUAGGUGCAGAUGCGAUAAGAAUUGAAUCCUGUGCCCGAGAAGUUGUCCUUGGCCUGCGCAAAGAUCCUGGCUGUCUGACAGCUUUGCGUUCCCUGCGGCUGCAUGACCCAGUGGAUUUGCUGCCAUUGCUAAGCCCCAUCACAUUUUCACGGCAUGUCUACAACAAAAUUUUGGAAUCAGAAAACAUCCAACUCCAGACAUUGGCAUAG
Molecule: messenger RNA, 447 nt
Organism: Gryllus bimaculatus (two-spotted cricket)
Lineage: Eukaryota; Metazoa; Arthropoda; Insecta; Orthoptera; Gryllidae
Source: the annotation of a GenBank genome assembly